Messenger RNA from Melopsittacus undulatus (budgerigar), 4264 nucleotides. It is a transcript of the gene PPP1R15B, whose product is annotated as protein phosphatase 1 regulatory subunit 15B. Gene Ontology annotation, molecular function: protein phosphatase regulator activity. The coding region runs from base 27 to 1868 and encodes 613 amino acids. Gene Ontology annotation, cellular component: protein phosphatase type 1 complex; endoplasmic reticulum. The transcript is spliced from 2 exons. The record is from RefSeq and is a predicted model, not a curated record. Gene Ontology annotation, biological process: response to endoplasmic reticulum stress. Lineage: Eukaryota; Metazoa; Chordata; Aves; Psittaciformes; Psittaculidae.
CGCAGCAGGAUGGAGCCGAGCAGCCGAUGGGAGCCGCCCGCAGCCUGGAGCACCGCAGCCUCUGCCCGGAGCACCGCAGCCUCUGCCCGGAGCACCGCAGCCUCUGCCCGGCCCACCGCUCCGCACGCACCGCCUCGCCGCCGGCAGCGCUGAGCAGCACCCUCUGCCCGCGCAUGGAGCACAGCGCCCGGGAGCGCCAUGGCCUGGGGUGGGCCCGGCUGGGCUUCGCCGCGGUCUGGCCCAAGCUGGCCGGGCCUAGCGCUGCCCCCGCCGGAGCCUCGCCCCAGGCGCCCCCCCCCUUCUCAUGGCUGCGGCUCGUGUCGCAGCUCCUGUCCCCGCCGCCCGCUCUGCUGCAGCGGCUGCUGCCCGGCCCCACGCUGAGCAGCCCCGCCAAGGGUCUCCCGCCGCCGCUGCUGUUGGAGCCGGCCGCGCUGGACUGGGCCGAGGAGACGCUGGAGAAGAAGCCGGAGGACGGCGCCGAGGCCCCGCUGGGCCUGGGGUGUAGCGAGCUGGUGCGGAGCCGCCUGCUGCCCCUCUGCCUGCAGCGAGUGGAACUGUACGUGCGGGGCCCGCAGCAGGGCCCGGGCGGCGGCUCUAGGGAGAGCCAUUUGCCGCAGCCGCUGCGAGCCGAGGGCCCCGCCGAGGCCGGGCUCCUCCGGGGCGCCUUGCCCGAGGCAGAGUUCGUCCGCAGCAAGCGCUUGGCCUUUCUCCAGCCGUGCCACUUCGGCAGCGGGGGCCUGGCCGUGCCGGAGCCGGACCACGGCUACCACAGCCUGGAGGAGGAGCAGCAGCACAAGGGCGGUUGGCAAGAGGAGGUAGGGGCACGGCGGGACCAGCGGUGCGAUGCUGGGGAGUUGAAGCGGCCCCAGGAGCCGAGCGACACGGGGACACGGCCCGGAGGUAGUGGUGCCUUGGAGCAGGAGGGGGACCGGGGCUCAGUCGAGGAGGGAACACUUGAGGGGGAAGCCUUGGGUGAAGAGGAUGGCGAGGACUCGGAAAUAGAGCAAAUCCUUCCCGUUUCGGUCAGACCCGCCUGUGCCAAUAAGUUAAUAGACUAUAUCAUAGGGGGAGUUCCCAGUGGGGAGGAAAGUACGGAUGAUGAGGAAGACUGGGAUGAUGAUGACGAUGGUUUCAAUAGCGAAGAGGAGCUCCCCUUGGAUUCAGACGCUCGUAGCCAGGCCGGGGAGAGGCUUCACCUCUGGAAUUCCUUCUAUAGUUUGGAUCCUUACAACCCUCAGAACUUCACAGCCACCAUUCAGACAUCUUCCUGCGAGCCGGGAAGCGACAUGUCAGAUGUAGAAGAGGAGGAAGAUGAUGAUUGUUCGUGGGUCGAGGAGUCCUCGGGCUCUCCUCACCCCAGUUCUGAGGAGGAAUGGGACUGUAGCAGUGGGGAUGAGGCAGAAAACUUGAAGCUUUGGAACUCAUUCUGUACCUCAGAUGAUCCCUAUAAUCCUUUAAACUUCAAGGCAGCCUUUCAGACAGCAGAGAAGAAAGGGACGCCUGGUUCAAAAGGAGCAGAGAGGCCAAGUUUGGUCACUUCCGAGUGUAGUCCUUUAACUAACUGUGGGGGGGAGCUGGAAGAGCCGGACUGUGGGGUCACGGUGCUGCAUGGCAUUCUUUCUGCUGAGAAAGGUCCCAGAUCCAAGAGGAAAAAGGUGACCUUCCUUGAGGAAAUUACUGAGUAUUUCAUAAGCAGCGAGGAGGAUCGGAAAGGACCCUGGGAAGAGAUUGCACGGGAUGGAUGCAGGUUCCAGAAACGGAUCCAGGAAACAGAAGAAGCGAUAGGAUACUGCUUCACAGCAGAGCAUAGACAGAGAGUAUUCCAUAGACUCCAAGAAACUUACUACCAGAGGACUGACUUCUUCUAGCACCUUCAAAGACCUUGUAGUUUGUGUGACCCUGAGCACUCAUGAACGUCUUCAAAACACAUGGCAGCUGCAUGUGCUCUUCUGAAGUGGGGAGAGAAGUGGGAUUUUAGCACUUUUAUCCCAGUUGGAAUAUACCUGUGUCCCAUUUUGAUAUCCAGACAAAAUCUUUUGAGUAUCAUCAGGGGUAGGGGUGGUAUAAUUGCAUUCCUUUUAAGUAACACUUGAGGGACAGACUGCUUUAGGUUCAGUCCAUUCCAGAAAUGCCUUGUCUGCCGUAUGUUGGGAAGUGGUGACUAUUCAGUUGGAUUUUUUGCACUUUGAAAAAGCAAAACCUAUUUUGAAGGAAAUAUUUAUGGGGUUCAGAACCUAAUUCUUGCAGUUUUGAUUUAAAGAUUCCAGAGGUGUUUGCUGUUCUUGUGGUUCUCCAUUUCUUCUGGCUUGUGUAAAAGCCUCAGCUUUCGUUAGCCAAUAAUGUUUACUGUGCAAAAUGCCUUUUACCAUCUCAGUUUUGCAUGUAAUGUACUGCUUGAGUGUUAGUGUGGUGCUUUGGUGUCUUACUAUUUCAGUCUAGCACACUGGGGGAUUCAGAGGAGCUCUGGUGCACUAUGAGCCCUUUGGUUUAUCCUUAUUUAAACACAUACCUUUACCCAGUACUAUUCCAAAGGGUGCUGGCUGCUUGUGAACCAAACCUCUUUGCUUUCAGGGCACUGAAAGGCCUCACCCUGAUCAAUAAUUAAAGCUUCAUGGUACACAUUGAGGUUGAUUGAAUUUAGGUAGCCAUGCAUAGCCCCUAGUCCUUUAGUUGACCUUAGAGCAACUUCUCUGUAAUGGAUUUUGCUUUUUUAAUAUGGAUUGAAGUGAAGGAUUAUCCGUUAUUUCUUGUAUCCAGUGUGCUCAUUCUGGUACUUGUGAGAAUUCUCUUUAACUUAGGAAAUCUAAGGCUACAAAUUGCUGUGUUCUUUACCAAAAGCCAGUAUUAAUACCUCUGUGCAUCUGCACUUUUGUUCAUCUGCUGCCAGAGUAACAUGUCAUGUGUGGGGUCUGGAAGGGGAGGUCCCUGGUGGAAGGCAAACACUCCUUAUUUAUGUUCUUAACUUCCAAUGUGUAAUUGUUGUUGCAGUCACACUAAGAAAGCAGCACCAGUGGGAUAUGUUUGGAUGUGAAGGAUGUUGUGUGGCUGGUAUCCAAGCAGGUAUGAGGUUGGAAUAAAUACCAAGCAUCAUAGAAUUCAUCUGUGUUCACAUGCAGUUGUGUGAAUAAGUGAUUUCCUACUUGAUUCCUGCAGCUAUUUCCCUUUUGUAAGGGGGAAGCCCCAGAACACUGCAGAUUUGUCCUGUCACCACUUCUCCUUGCUACAGAGGGUUAACGAUGAACUACAGUAGUUACCAUAUGAUGUUAAAAUACAGCUGAUGCUCAAGCAUUAUGAAAGCAAUGCAGCAAUGUUGUUUGCCAUCCCCAUGCCAUAGAAAAUACACUAACUGGGUUCUCCUGUCCCACAGUUGGAGUUUUGAAAUUGUAAUUCUAAUGAUUCCCUCAAAACCUGUGAAAUACCUUUAAUUUGGAGAUCAUUGCCCUGUAUAACAUUUGAUAACAGGGGUUCUGCUUUUUAGUUUAGGAAAAAAGCAUAUGGGAUGAUCAGUGGGGAAGAACAGAGAAUUUGUUCACUUCUGGUUCAGAUGUGACUGCUAAGUAAAGAUGCUGUUCGUUGCACUUGGUAGAAGACACUACAGUGGUUUUCCUGUGCCUUUCCUGGUUUCCUUGGUCUUGGAGAACCUGGUGCUUCAGUUACCCUGGACAACUUGAUUUACUGAUGCUGGGGUGAAGCUUUAGAGUGGUGAGAAUUAACCCUGCAAACAGUGAUCUGCUGUUUGCACAGGCUUGGGAAAGGCUGUACCUGCGAGUGAAACAAAAUGACACAGUUGGGUGUAAAUUACAUUAAAACCUGUUACUUCCAGUGUGCUUUUGAUGUUAAGAGGAUUUUUCCAGCCUGCAGUGUUCUUACUGAGCCAUACCUGCUUGGGUCAGCUUUCUUCUCUCCAGCCUCAUGUUUAAAGUAGGCAGUGUGUGAGAUGAGCAAAGGUUAACAGUGAGUUCAUCACCAUAACCAUCACCUGAGCCAGGUUGUCACCAUUGUCCCUCCAGUGCUCGUACAGGAUGUUCUUGCAGUGAGAGAGUAAAAACUUGGGCGCUUUAAAUCAAAACUGUAAGGAUCAGAUUUUAUUUUUAUAUAAUUUAGAGAAGCUUAGAAAAAAGCAACGUUCCACAUUGGCUUUCUACGGAUUUUAAUUGAUUUGUGUUGAGUUUGUUGGGGUUUUAUAUCUAAAGUUCUAUUUCUGUACAUAAUGAAACUAUUGAGAACUAAUCUGGGAAUUGGAAUAAAGAUAUUUGCAAGAUAA